This is a messenger RNA of Vanderwaltozyma polyspora DSM 70294, 840 nucleotides long. RefSeq names its product bifunctional precorrin-2 dehydrogenase/sirohydrochlorin ferrochelatase MET8 (gene MET8). Bases 1 to 840 code for a protein of 279 amino acids. NCBI's taxonomy places the organism in Eukaryota, Fungi, Ascomycota, Saccharomycetes, Saccharomycetales, Saccharomycetaceae. Gene Ontology annotation, molecular function: precorrin-2 dehydrogenase activity; protoporphyrin ferrochelatase activity. The record is from RefSeq and is a predicted model, not a curated record. The transcript has a single exon. Gene Ontology annotation, biological process: siroheme biosynthetic process.
AUGGUUUUGUCUUUACAACUGGCUCAUAGAUUAGAGGAUAAAAAUGUAUUGCUAAUUGGUGCAGGUGAAGUUGCCUUAACUAGAUUGUUUAAGUUAGUACCGACAGGAUGUAAAGUUACAUUAAUUGCUCCUGAGAUCAAUGCUGGUAUUGUCGAUAAGUUUUGUCCCUAUAUUCGGGAUCUAGAUAUCGAUUAUGAUGUUGAAGAAGAGAUUAUUGAUCCAGAAUGGGAUUUAUUUAAAGGGAAACAUGCGUUUAAAGUUAUAAAGAGUGAAUUUAAAGAAUCUCAUUUAUCAAUGUAUAAGAUUGACCAAGACAGUGGUAUUGCAUUUAUCAUGACAUGCAUUCCAAACCCAGAAUUAAGUGAAUUUAUAUACCACAAAUCAAAAGAAUUAUUUGGAUCUCAACAAAUGGUAAAUGUUGCAGACAACCCACCGUUAUGUGACUUCUACUUUGGUGCAAAUUUGAACCUAGGCUCAUCAAUAGAAUCAAAUUCAACAUUACAAUUAUUAAUUUCAUCAAACGGAUCAUCUCCAAGAUUCACAGCAUUAAUCAAAAAUGAGAUUGAAAAACUGUUGAAAGACAUAGACAUCGAAUCAAGUGUCAAAAAAUUAGGACAACUCAGAACUGCAAUAAGAAACAAAUCAAACACUCAACAAGAUCUAAAGUAUAGAAUGGAAUGGAUCAAAAACAUGACAGACAUAUUCGGAACCCAACAUUGUCACCAAAUCAAUAUAAAUCGUGUCGUAGACCUGUAUGACACCAUGUAUAAAAACAAUAAAUCAUUGGAGUUCCCUUCAAAUAAAGAAAUGAUAGAACUUUACACUUCACCAUCAUCAUAA